GGAAACUCAAACCCCUUUGGUGGGAAACUCCUGGGAAAGUGCCAUCUUGUGGGCCAGCCAGGGCAUCCUGUGUGAUGGACGGACUUUCUCUACAGGACUAUGGAUAUCCAAGAGCUGGGAGGCCCAAAACUGGAGUGAUAACAGAAGUGAAGCGAUGUCUGCUAUUCUCAACAAGAUGAGCGAGUUCUUCUGCCCUCCAGACCGGGAGCUGGCCCUGAGAGGACAAAUAAAGACGGGAUGGUCGACGGUGGCAGCCCGCAAGAAGUCUCGACCGAGUCAGAUGAGGCUGCCUCCUCAGGAGAUACAGCACAUCCAGGCAGUGGUGGCCCAGGCUGAGGCCCUCCAGAUGGCCGAGGAAAUACGUAUUGGUGUCCAGAUGUUGAAACUGCAGCGACUGCGGAAGAGUUGUCGUGGGAACGGCACGUCCACCUGUAUCCUGUGUGGCUAUGACCUGGUCCACCACAGGAGCCGCAGUAUUAGCUCCAUACACGUCUGUUUCGAGUGUGCCCAGGCCGUGUGCUCUCGAUGUAAGGCAGAGUACAAGUGUCACACAGGGGAGACUGUGGUGCUGUGCCGGCUGUGCAGCGACGAGAGAGAUCUGUGGAAGAAGAGUGGUGCGUGGCUGAACAACAAGCUCCCAGUCAUUCACGUCUCAGAGGAGGAGCUGGAGAAAGCUCAGCAGCAGAGACAGAUGACAAUGAAAGUUAUGCCACUGAGAACUGACCUCAUAGUUCCAGCCAGUCAUCUGGACGAAGACGACGACGAACUCGAAGACGAUCUCUCCACCGUCAGCGGAUCGACCGCUAACUACGGGGGCUUCUCCUCGUUUUUCGCCAAUAGUGCCCCCUCCUCCCGUUCUCCCAGCCCGCCGGACAUGUCGUUCAUGGCAACGGAGCCCAACGCAGCCGCUGCGGCGUGGAAGGGCGACCGUCAGGGCUCGGCCGAGCUUCACCCUCAGUCCCACAUGACCCUUCCCUACGCCAAGAAGCCCCACGGGCAUGAGGAAAUCUGGUUCUUACGACCUGGUCGCCAUCCGCAAUCGACAGCGCUCCUCCACCAUGCCGUCCAAGGAACGUAG
Molecule: messenger RNA, 1078 nt
Organism: Geodia barretti
Lineage: Eukaryota; Metazoa; Porifera; Demospongiae; Tetractinellida; Geodiidae
Source: the annotation of a GenBank genome assembly